Octopus sinensis (East Asian common octopus) is the source of this 624-nucleotide messenger RNA. RefSeq lists its product as uncharacterized. The record is from RefSeq and is a predicted model, not a curated record. The transcript has a single exon. NCBI's taxonomy places the organism in Eukaryota, Metazoa, Mollusca, Cephalopoda, Octopoda, Octopodidae. The coding region runs from base 1 to 624 and encodes 207 amino acids.
AUGACUGUUGACCCUAAUCCCAAGGAAUUUUUAUUUUAUGAUAACAAACCAAAUGCAAACAAUCACAUUCUAGGGUUUGGUGCCAGUGAUGGCCUCAGACUCUUUGCUGGUGCUGACACUCUAUAUAUGGAUGGCAACUUUGCUAUGGCUCCAAAUAUUUUCAAACAGAUAUAUGUCAUCCAUGUCCCUUUCGGUCAAACAGCUGUUACUUCAGGGUACGCUCCAAACAAGACUCAUGCCACCCACAAAGAACUCUUUCAGGAUAUAGUUGAUAAGUAUGCAGACCUAAGCUAUUCUAUUAAUCUGCAGACUGUGGUGACUGACUUUGAAGAUGGUGUACCGAGAGCUGUUCUUGCAGUGUUUGGCCACAGUGUAGAGGGCAAAGGUUGUUUCUAUCAUCUUACACAAUCCACUUGGCGUAAGAUCCAGAAACUGGGUUUGAUAUCAAUGCUGAGUUUUGUUUGUUUUGUUGGCAUGAUCGAUGCUCUUGCUUUUUUGCCCCUGGAAGAUGUUAAUGAAGACAGGAGAUUCCUCAAAACUGUGUCAUUCCACAAGAUCCACCUGCAGCCAAGGCUUUGCUCAUGUACUUCGAUUGUACUUAUGUUUGUGGUUCCUUUCGACUGA